Messenger RNA from Metopolophium dirhodum (rose-grain aphid), 2669 nucleotides. RefSeq lists its product as uncharacterized. The transcript has 9 exons. The coding region runs from base 498 to 1661 and encodes 387 amino acids. The record is from RefSeq and is a predicted model, not a curated record. Gene Ontology annotation, molecular function: sequence-specific DNA binding; DNA-binding transcription factor activity. NCBI's taxonomy places the organism in Eukaryota, Metazoa, Arthropoda, Insecta, Hemiptera, Aphididae. Gene Ontology annotation, biological process: regulation of DNA-templated transcription.
CGUGUGUAGUUAUUUCUUAAAAGCUUUUAAAUUAAUUCUUUCUAUUUUAAAAUGUAUCAAUCGAAUCAAGUAAGUAAUUGUUGUUUAUGAACUAUGAAUAGAGACAUUGAUAUGUGAAGUUUGCUUUCAAUAAUUUUAACUAGAUUUUAUGUGACCCAAUAUAAUUGGUCUGAAAAAACUAGUAUAUUGAUAAGGUAUAUCUAAUUUAAUUUUAAACUGAUAUCCAAUAUCCCAAUUGUGCCAAUAUCAAUAAUUAAAUAAUAAAUAUAAAGAUAUUAAUAUGUGUAUGACUCAUACCAAUACUAGGCACCUAAUUUUCAAGAAUCUAAAAUGUAAGAUCUACAUAUAUCAAGAUCUAAUAAACAAUUCAAUUUGAAUAAUAACAUAGUAUAGUUAUAUGUACGUAUUGUAUUGCAAUAGAAUAACUAUUAUAGUUUAUUUCAGCAUAAACAUUAGUUAAACAGGUACGGAACAAAAAUUAUAUUAAAAGAAAAAUUAUGAGUAAAAGAAAAAUACCUCGAGAAAAGUCUUGUAGAAUAACUAAAAAUAUUAAACUAAAUACAACAAGCAGUUAUAAUGUGAUGCAUGAACACAAUUACUUUCAUAUUAAUAAUAAAAAAGGCCGAUGGUCAAUCGGAAAUACUGAAAUAAUAGCAAAUGAUUAUGAUAAAUGUGAUUCUAUACCAGAAUGGUGUAUAGCCAACAGUUCAAGUGAUGAAGAAGAUGAUACUAAAGUUAUGCCUCUUUCUCAUAUAUUGAAAAUAGAACUUGAAAAAGACCUACAAUAUGAGUACAAAAAAAAGAAAUGUGCAAAUGAUUUAUUACCAUUUAAUGAAGAACAAAUGUAUAGGGAAUUAAAUAAUACAAAUAAUCAUGAUUUGUCAAAUAUUUCUAAUGAUUCAAAUAAUAUAAUAAGUGAAAAUAUUGUAUUAAAUGAUGGAAAACAAUAUAAAAUAAUGCAAAUAGUUCCAUUAGAUAAUGAUGCAACUAUUAUACAAAAUCAAAAUAUUACAAAUGGCACUGAAUUUCAAACAAAAUUGAGUAAUCAACCAUGUAUGAAACUUACUGUUAAGAACAAUUGUACUCAUAAUGAAUUAUUAAAUACUUCAAUGAAUACAAAAGCAAGAAAAGAUGAUAAAAAUUUGCAAAAUUAUUUAUUGAGCUCAUCUUUACAUCUAAGCAAUUUACUGUUUGCAAAAACAGCACAUUCUUCAUACGAUAAUGCUGAUUUUGCAAAAACAGAUACACCUACAAACAAUGUAUGUCCACCAUUACAUUGGAUUCAUUUAAUAUAUUUAGCGAUAAAAAAUUCUGCUACCGAGAAUGUAACUUGUUAUGAUAUACAACGUAUAGUCAGAUGUUGGUUCCCCUAUUUUUGUAAAAAAUCAUAUGUCAAAUUUAUUCGUAUAAUAUUAAGUCAUAUUAAUCAUAACUGUCAAAAAUAUUUUCACUGUAAUUCAUUUACAAUUAUGAUUCACCAAGAUGAUACAUGGACAGUUAAUAAUAUCCAUAUAAAUACUUUGGAAGAUAGUUUGAUGAAAAUUGUUGAAAAUAAUGAGAAUGAAAUAAAAUCAGCAAUGGCUCAUCCUGAUCAAUUAUCAACGAUAGUAAAAGGAUAUGGUAUACUUUAUUUGGGGUGCAGCCAAAAUGACAGUUUUUGAUAUGAAAAUAAUUUAAAUUAUAACUGAAUAAACAAGAAAUUCAUGACUAUAAUCCAGAGACUACUACUAAAUUUUCCAUAAAAUGGUAUUUAAAUUUCUUAAAAAUAUUAUAUGCAUAGUACAAAAUAUAUGGCUGCCUAGUUAUUAAUAAAAUACAUCUAAUUUUGUAUAUUUUAGUUAUUUUGUAGUAAUUUAUAAUAUUAAUACAACUUACCGGCUUGCGUAUUAAUAAUAAGUAAUAACAAUAUAAAUAUAAUAUUAAAUAUCUACACAGAAAAACCGUCUCUCUUGUACAUUUGUAAGACGAAGACACCGCGUCAUGGGGUGUAGCAUCUUCUUAAAUAGUGUUUUCCAGUUUUGAAUCUAUUAUUAGAAGGUUAUCUCAAAUUGUCAGGUUUUUAUACCACAAACCUAUUCACACCAGUCCACGGUACAUUGGUAUGACUUAUAAGUUAUAGCCAAUGCUUGAAUUGAGAAAAGGCGCUAGGUGACGGAGUCCCUCUUGUUUUUUAAAAAAAUAUUUAUUUGUACCCUUUUAAUUAUAUCUUAAUCAAUAAGACAUUUAAAUAUUUAGGUACUCACAUUUCUUUUUAUACUUUUGCAUCCCCAUUUAAUUUUUUUCCAAAUCAAGCAUGGCCUAUAAGUUUAAAUAAAUAAGUUAUAAGUUAAUUGCAGCAGUUGGAAAUUGUAAUUGCAGUUGAUUACUAACGUUUGAGAUUUGUUGUUUGCAAAUAUUUGUUCAACCUGUCAUUACUAAGUACUAAAAGAAAAAUUAACCAAUACUAGUAAUAUCAUAAAUAUAAUAAAACAUCCUUUGAAAUAAGGACUGAUUUAUCAUUAUAUAGUAUAUACACCGAUUUAUCAUUGAAUUCAAAUUUAAAACAACCAUUAGUUAUCUACUCAAGGUAGUCUCGAAACCUAGCUUUUAUAUAAAAAAUCAACUUCCGUUUUUUUUUUUUUUUUUAAUUACACUAGUAUUUUAAUAUUAACACUGUAUUAUUUUAUAUC